GGCGGGACCAAACAAAGGAAAAGUUGGGCGUGGUUUGUAUUUCAAGAUGGCGUCUGAAGAGGAGGUAGAGAAAUCAGUUUCUCCAGAAGCUACAGACGAUGCAGAUCGUCAAAUGAGGAGGAGAAAGAGAGGCUACCUAAGGAUGUACUAUGGUGUUACUGAUGAAGGAACUGGUGGAGCCUCAGCCCGUGAACCGGCCAACCCUCUAGACAUUGAUAGCUCUGGAUUUAAAGUAGACCAGUACAUGGAGAAGAUGCUUAGAAACCUCUCGCUAACUGACUUGUAUGACAAAGAGCGAAAAGUGAAGAAAGAAACGUUGCAGCUGGAUAGCAAUAUGCAGCAUUUGGUGUAUGAGAAUCACUCAAAAUUCAUCAAGGCAUCCGAAACUAUCAAAGAGAUGAAAGAUGAUUUUCAGAGAUUAGAGGACGGUAUGUCGAAGUUAAGCUCACGAAUUGAAGGAAUCAGAAGCUCCAGUAAUUCCAUAAAUGAGGCAUUAUCAGAGAGAAAGCAGCAGAUAGCUAAACUCUCGUCUGUUCAUCAUUUGCUUAAGAAGCUGCAAUUUCUUUUUGAGUUACCAGGACGUUUGAACAAGUGUCUUGAGAGAAGAGCUUACAGUCAAGCAGUGAAUUAUUAUGUUAAAGCUCAGAAAGUUUUAGAGCAGUAUAAGCAUUUGCCGUCAUUUCAUGGCAUCCAACACGAUUGUUUGGCGAUAAUAGACGAACUUAAGACACUACUGAAAGGACGACUUGAUGAUCAGCAGUCGUCACCAAAGAUGAUAGCAGAAGCUGUUGAUCUUCUGUUACAGCUGCAGGAGCCACCUCAAGCUCUCUGCCAGCAGUAUCUGGACAAUUCCAGAAGGCAGCUAGAGUCAGAUCUUCUGAAAGUAGAAACAGCUGCUAAAACUCUUCCAAGUAGUACUGGAAAUGAUGAAGAGGAUGGUGUCGUUGUGGAUGCCGUAGAAUUUGUGGGCGUGGUUUGCAAUGGUUUCCUUGGCAACAUGAGCCUCAUCAUUCAGUCGUGUUUUGACAUGUUUAUCAGAAAGAAAUCAGUAUGCCACAGUACUGAUGUUGCUGUAGUAUCUAAGGAAGCACUGGUAGUGUUUGUACAAGAGCUGAUGAGUAGAUGCUCUUCACUUAUCAACGAUAAACUCACUCUUGAGGCUAAGAUGCUAAACAGUGCCCAUUUAGCUCGAGCUCUUGACAGAUUAUCAGGAAAGCUACACACAUUAGACCAGCUGCUACCCUCAGCCGGCAUAUACAGUAACUGUCAGUCAAUGAUCAAGAUGGUUGUACACAUUCAUACUGAGAGCCAUGCCCACUGCCUUUUACAGAACUUCUCUUCGACUGUAACUGAUAUCCGACAGGAAAUAGCAACUUUUAAAGGUGCCACGCCUUCUUCGACUCCACCCCUUAGCGACCACAGCACUGCCCUUUAUGCAGCCAUUAAGACAGGACUGGAUUCAUCACUCACUAAUCUCCUGGAAUUCAUUAGUCCUGAUAUUAAUUUUACGAUGCAAGACGGUUUCCGGAAAGAGUUUUGCCUCAAAUGCGUUCGACAAGAAGUUGUGGUGGAUUUUUUAAACUCUGUCAUUAGAGUCUGCAAGGAAUUUACCGAAUCAUCUCGUGAGACAGUAACUAGCUACCCUCCAUCACUGAUACUGAUAUUAGCAGGUGUGAUGCAUCAAUUGGAACGAUCACACAUCAGCUAUUUGGUCAGUUAUGCCGACGAAAAAUUCUCACCUUUUGAGAAAGGAAAGAACCCAGCGACUCCAAUUGAUUCAAUUGUUACUGAAGCUAAGACAACAGCUGAACUGCUCAUCAAUCACUAUGUACGGAUGCAAGGACAAGUGUUAGCCCAAAUGAUACGUAAAAGUGUGGAGACGAGAGAUUGGCUGAACACUAUUGAGCCACGUAAUGUCCGCUCCGUCAUGAGAAGAAUGGUGGAAGAAGUGACAGUCAUUGACAAACAGGUUGGACUACUUUUUGAAGAAGGAUUUCGGAAAAGUGACGGAUCAGAAACAAGUCGAACCUUCACAUACAGCGUCACUAAAGGAGGCAAUGGAGGUUACCCUUACUCUUCAAGCCAUAGUGGGUUGGGUGACUCCAGUUUGCUUAGCAACAUUCAAAAGUUGUUUUUCGAGAAGAUUGAAGUCUUUGGAAAUGUUGAAUUUACCAAAUUAUCAAUUGUGACAGGAGUCAUAAAGAUUGCAUUAAAGGCUCUUGUUGAGUGUGUACGUUUAAGAACGUUUGGUAAAUAUGGUCUACAGCAGAUGCAAGUUGAUGCUCAUUAUCUUCAGAUCUACUUAUGGAGAUAUGUCAGUGAUGAGCAGUUAGUUCGUGUUCUACUUGAUGAGGUCAUUAGUAGUACAAUUGGAAGGUGUAGAGAUCCUGUUCUUAUGGAGCAAAGUGUGGUUGAGUUAAUUUGUGAAAACUCAUAAUGAGAAGGAACAUUGUACGUGUUGAUAGAACAUGCUUUAUAUUCUUAAUAUUUUGCUGUUUAUUGUUGUUGUUAUUGCUUUCAAUAGAAGACAACAAUUAUUUAUUGUUAUUAUUAUUUUAUGAUGAGAAAGAUUAACAGAUGACAAGAUAAA
Messenger RNA from Amphimedon queenslandica, 2590 nucleotides. Its product is annotated as vacuolar protein sorting-associated protein 51 homolog. Lineage: Eukaryota; Metazoa; Porifera; Demospongiae; Haplosclerida; Niphatidae. Bases 47 to 2437 code for a protein of 796 amino acids. Gene Ontology annotation, biological process: Golgi organization; lysosomal transport; retrograde transport, endosome to Golgi. The record is from RefSeq and is a predicted model, not a curated record. Gene Ontology annotation, cellular component: membrane; GARP complex; EARP complex. The transcript has 23 exons.